CUCCAAUCAACAAUGGCGAAGGUGAUCGAAGUGGAUUGCAAGUUUCCCAUUUUUUAGUGGUUUACCAAUCAUUUGAAGAUGUCCCAAGAGUACAGCCGAGCGCUCUUAAGGGUGGCAGUGGCCCAGAUAUGUCAGCAUCUUGGGUGGAACUCGAUCCAUUCCACACCACUAGAGCUGCUCACAGAUGUACUAGAGAGAUACCUGCUGCAGCUGGGGAAGAACACACACAGAUACUCCGAACAGUUUGGUAGAACUGAGACCAGGCUUGAAGAUGUGUUUGUUGCAUUUGAAGAUCUUGCCAUCCAAGUUCCGGAGCUGGAAGAUUAUAUGAAGCAUGUGGACAACCUACCAUUUGCAAAGGAAGUGGUCUCCUACCCCAUACCCUGCCCCAGUGACCUGAAGUUCCCGAAUCCUGAUAGCAAAGAAGUCCAACAGAGAAAGGUGUUUGACUUUGUGCCCGAACAUCUGCCGUACAUGCACCCAGAGUUAAAUGAGGAGGAAGAGGAAGAUAACAGUAUGCCAGCUGCCCCAGUCAGCCCAGAGAGGUUACAGGUGGAGCCCCCUGUCCCAGAGUCAAGCCCUAGCCCCACACCCACUGGACAGGGGGAAAAGAGACCCGCACCCAGCCCUGGGGAGUCACCUCUGCCAUUCAAACGACCAAGGUUGAUAGCAUCUCAGCUGCCUGAGGAAGCAAGUGCCUCACAGUACGAGAUGGAGACGGUUGUUAUGACACACAGUGGAAUAUUAUCAUCCCUUGUUGAAGGCAAGGCUGCCGAUACUAAAAAGCCGCCAGUCGGAAUAAGACAAACCUCAUACAUCAUAAAGAAACAGAGACCUGUGUUGUCAAACGCUUCUGUUAUGAAGACACCAGGAGAGACUCAAGUCAUAAAGCUAGAUUUUAACUCUGAUCCAUCCAAGAAAACAAAAUUUGUGGAAGUUGAUGAGAAUGUGAAGGACAGCGGAGCAUUACUGAGUUUUGAUAGAAGUGACCCUGAAUAUAGACCGAAAAAGAAGAAAAAAUUCCCCCUAAAGCAGAAAAAUUUAGAAAAACCACCUUUUAAGAUCAAAAGAGGUCCUGGCAGGCCAAAGUCUCCUGGUAGAGCAUUUGGUUCAGUGAUUCAUAACAAAAGUGCUGGAAGUUUCAAAAUUCCAAAAAUUGGGGAGAAGCCGAUAGUUCCCCCAGCAAGUCCACAACAGUCACCAUUGGAUUUGUCCCAGAAAUCUACUCCACCCCCACCUCCUAAUAUCACUGUUGUAAAAAUAGGCGAUAAUAAACCGGAAAUUGUAAGUGGUCCGACUGAUAAUACACCUAAAGGUAAGCCAUUGAGUAGACAACAGGAACAAGACAUGGAGGAUACUAUUGAUUCGGUUAUUGGGAAAGUGAAGGAGGCUGGAAAAGAGUCGAAGUAUCCCGAGUAUUUUGUCAGUGGAUUCAAAGAAAAGAAGAAGAAAAAAGUUGCAAAGUCUGAUGAAUGGACUGUCAGUGCAAUUAGUGAGACUUACAGUGGGCCAGAAGAUGAUGAUGAUGACAAUCAUGUUAAUGAUCAUGUUGAUGAUCAUAUUGAUGAUGAUAAAAAAGUGGACAUAUCCAGCAAAGAGUCAGAGGUACCAUCAUAUCCCCAUCCCACUGUUAUGGCCCCUCACAUGUUAAUGAGGAUGCAGGCUGAACAGGGGAUCCCCAUGCCUAGACCAAGGGGAAGGCCUAGAGGCAGCGGCAUGGGCUUUUACAAAUCUAUGGGUCAUAGGUCGCCCCUAGGUCGAAAACCGGGUAGACCACCAUUGACCAACCGAAGUCCGGUUCGAAGCCCAGGCAGGCCACCGUUAGCGAACAGAUCCCCAGGGAGACCACCUUUGAAUCGGAGCCCUGGGCGACCACCUUUAAACAGAAGCCCAGGGCGUCCACCUGGCAGCGGUAAAAGCCCAGGGAGACCCAAAGGUUCUACAGGACUGAGCCCAAAGCCCAGGGGUCGCCCAAGAGGCUCCAAGAGCCCUAGAUCAAGAGGCGGAAGUCCAAGAGGAGCUUACACAAACUUGCCAUUUGGAACUAUUGAAAAUCCAGACAACAUGGAUACCAAUGCUACUCGUGAAAGUGUUACACGGAAUUUCUCGUCUGACACCGGAAAUGACGAUUCUGGUGCAACGCUUUUUGAAUUCCCGUCAAGGUCCCCAGAUAGAGAGAAUACUCCUAAGAGGGAUAAAUUGUCACCACCUCAUUCCCCAAGUCGUAGUAGAAGUGGCUCCCUGGAUGAAAAGUCAUCUGUGGUGUCUAGUCCAGCGCCUACUGAGCCGGCUCUUUCAAGGGAAAAUACUCCGGAACAUGGUGCGGCUGUAAAGCAAGAUUCUAGUUCUGACUUGGCCUCUUCUCCUAAAGAAGCUACUCCAGUGAAAGAAGAACCAUUCAGCCCACCAAUAAACAGGGACAGAAGUUUCUCACCUGUAACAGUUUCCCCGAAAAGAGAACAUCUUUCUCCUAGAAAAGACUUCUCACCCUCACCGAAGAAAGACUUUUCACCCUCCCCCAAAAAAGACUUUUCUCCCUCCCCAAAGAAAGAAUUUUCCCCCAAGAAAGAAUUUCGCGAUUUCUCUCCGAAGAAACAUGACUUUGACUCAAGAGAAUCAUCUUUUGAAAAGGAAAGAGGAAAGUACACCAAAGAAAAAGAAAAGGAAAGGAGUAAAAGUUCAGAAAGUGAUGCUCAUAGAAAGGAGCAUAGACAUGAUAAAGAACACAGCAGGGAUAGGGAUAGAUCUAAGGAUCACAAGAAGGACAAAAAGAAGAAGAAAAAGAAGAACAAGGAAAAAGAUCGUGAGAGAGAGCGGGAAGAUGGAGACAGGGAUAGGAAGGAGAAACAUAAGUCAAGAGAGAAGCCAGAGAAGGAGCCUCGAGAGGAGAUACCUUCCAUCCCUCCACUCCAGAAAUUGAAAAUCAAGAUUGGUACAGGCUCUUCUUCAAGCCCAGGCUCAUUUAGAAUCAGCUCAUCUAAGCCUGUGGCCUCGCCCAAACCAGAGCCCAAAGUCUCACCACCCCAUAAGCAGCCAGAGAUGAGUGUUCCCAAAUUAAAAUUUCGAGUUUUGCCACCUAAGCCCGACCAGGGAAGUGACAGUCAAUCUUGGGUUUCUUCAAUCAAGGACGAAACCAGAGAACCCACACCUAAACAUGACACCCUUUUCUCGAGUCCAAAACCUUCCCCCAAGCUUGUACAUUCACCCUCGAUAAAGGCAGAGUUUACCAGUGACAGCGAUGAUGAUGGUGAUAGUAGUUCUAAAGCUGGUGAUGAUGAAGUGACUGUUUCUGUUGUUAAGGGAAAGAUAAUGAAAAAGCCAUCAAAGAAAGGAAAAAAGAAAGGGUCUUCAAAAAAGGGGAAGUCUAAGAGUGAAAUGUCACUACUCAGGAAAGAAUUGUUGACAGAUAGAGUGUUUGGUGGUGUCGAAAAAGGAGAUACAUUUUCAUCCAUAGGGAAAGAAGGCUCACCAUUGUCUCCUUUCUCACUCCAAAAUGUCCCCUCCCCAAUUACAAUUCCAGCUCUUAAAGCAGCCCCACCCCCUCCAUCUCCCCCAGCCCCAUUGAAAAAAUCCCCACCUAAACCAAAACCCAAGGAACAGAGGCCACAGUCGCCAUUGUUCAAAGACAUUUUGAAACCUAGCAUACCCCUCACUAUAAAGACAAACACAAAAAAGUCAUCCAAGAAGCAACCUAAAGUGUCACCUCCAAUAAAGAAAUUUCCAUCCCCAUCUCCGUCAAGCUCAAAAUCUCAACCAUUCAUAGACUUUCCAAUGCCUCGUACGCCAUCACCUCGUCGAAGUAUGAGCCCCCUCUCCAAUAACUCCUCCCCAAUGUAUUCUCCUGCUUCAUCUCCAGCCAGAGACUCCCCCCUCCACUUCCAGAUCCCACCAACUCCUGCCCUCCCCACCCGCACAAAUACCCCUCCAAUUUCUCCGCACUCCCGCACGUUCUCAACAGAUGAGGAAUUUGACACACCCUCUUCGGAUCGUCCGAAGAUGCCGCCACCCACAGAUUUACCUCCCAUGCCACCUACAGCGGCACAGCGCAGGGCCCAGAGGACAGUUAUUACAGAGACUGUUGGCUCCUUUGUGAAUGAGACCGGUGAGAAAGUGUGGAUUUGCCCGUCAUGCGGAAUGCAGGACGACGGCAGCCCUAUGAUUGGGUGCGACACCUGCGAUGAUUGGUAUCACUGGGAGUGUGUUGGUAUUAAAUCAGAGCCUGCCGAAGACGCAUCCUGGUUCUGUCCCAAGUGUUCGAAACCUAGCAAGGGAAAAGGGGCCAAGAGGGGCCGAAAAAAGGGUCGCAAGAGCUAGCGAGACGGUUAAAUGACCUAGAGAUAAUAGCUUUAAAUUGAUAUAGUUUAUUAAAUGGGGCCGCAAAAAGGGCUGUAAGAGCUAGCAGUGUUGGUUAAAUGAAAUAGAUGAGGGGCCUCAAAAAGGGCUGUAAGAGCUAGCAGUGACUGUUAAAGGAAAUGAAAGAGGGGCCUUUAAAUGGGCUACAAGAUUUAGAAGUGUGAGUUGAAUGAAAUGGAGUACAUGUAGUGGAUUUAUGUAUCAUUUAUCAAUAUAUUGAUACAGUUUAUUGAAUGGAGUAAAGUGUGAGGGUAAUAAAAGAAGUGUGCUUUGAUGACGGUGCCAUGAAUUUUGCAUAUUAUUAAAUAGAUAAAAGAUUGUCAAAGUGUGAACUCAAACCAAGAAUAAAUAGUAGCAAGAGGGAUUUUUGAGGUGGAAGCGAAAAAUGUACUAUCUGCUUCUUUGUUAAACAGGGUUCCCACAGUUAGGUAAAAGUCAGGGAAAAAUGAGUGUUUUUCGAGGUCAGGGAAAAGUCAGGGAAUUGUUAAAUUGGUCAUGGAAAUUAGGAAAAUGGGCAAAAGUGCGGGAAAAGUUGGAGAAAUUUGGAACAUGGGAUGGAGGGUUGUGGAAACAAUUUGUAAAGAAUAAGAAAGAAGGUAUUAAGGCUAAUGUUGCCGGGUAGCACGAGUUCCAGUGCCAAAAGUUUGGUCAGGGAAAAGUCAGGGAAUUGUUUUCUAUGAUUUGUGGGAACCCUGUUUAAUAACACUUGUAACCAUCAUGCUUAAAUGCCUCUGAUUGCAAAAUGGAAUACUAGAGAUAGUUAAAUCAAUAAAGAGGAUAUACUUUACUUUUAUUAAGGCUGGAUAAUUGAAUGACAAUGCUGCAGUGUUAUGAAGUUUGUAUAUUUGUUAUAUCUGUGUACAUCAAAAAUACCAAGAUCUAGUGCUACAUGUAUAUUUGGUCCAUUUUAGAUGAUUAUAUAAAGGGUCUUACCUGUAAGGUAUCAAAAAUAUUAAAAUUGUAUAAAAGUCACAAAUGUCAAAAAGAUUUAUUUUAUUUUCUGAAUAUUGUGUUUAUUUUUGAUACUUAUUAAAGUUUAAUUCACACAAAUAUGUAGCCCUGUAAUGAACAUAUUACACUUAAAAAUUACAACUUAAGUCUUGAUUAAAAUGGACCCAUGUUUCAUUGGAAGGAGUUUUAAUGGGAACGAAUAGUCUUUGUUAUAUUGACAGUGUCUUAUUCUCACCUUUUGUGAAUGAGCCCGGGGCUCUUCAGCUUGUGAAAAAAGUGACACUAAAUUGUGAAAAAGCCAGAUUUUUUAAGCAAUGAUUGUCCUAUAAAUGGCGCUUAUAUCAUUGCUUUAUGUCAUAAUUCACUUGUAAGAAGGACUUAGAAAUAGUGUGUGAAUAAUUAUAUAACAAGGGAGGAAAUGGAGGAAAAAUAAUAUUCAUGAGAUUUUGCUUAGAACUACUACUUUUAAAAAAUGUAUUGUUUUUGGAAUUUGUGAAUGUACACUACACUACAUUUUGUUUUCAUCAGAUGUUGCAAUGAGUAUGUUUUCGGUCAAUCAAAUAUUGUUCAUACUUUAUAACUGUUAAAGAUAUUCACAUAAAACUUUGUACAAAUGUUAAAUAGUCAACCAUACCUUACAACAUUUAAAGAUAUUUACAUGAAACUUGUACAGAUGUAAAAUAGUUUAAACUGGCAAUAUAUGUAAUUAUAUGUGCUAUUUUUUAUCUUUUUUAUAUUUAUGGUCCUUGGACCAUGGUGGACUUGUUUGUAAAGAAUUGAGUUGGUUUAUUAUUAUUAUUAUUAUUAUUAUUAUGGUGUCACCCUUCUAAAUUAAGUGACAAUCUGCUGUGAUUCACCUUCGUUGAUAAACAUCUUUAUCUAUAUGCUAGGAGCCUGGAAAGCUAUGAGUAGCCAUUCUUGAACUAGCUGCUGUUUCAUCUACCAACCAUAUCAGAACUAGCCCCUAGUGGGGCUCGAAACUUCAACGUCAAAUUUCGUGGGCAGCGUCUUACCUCUAGGCCAAGGGGCAGUAACUUUGUUUAUAUGUUGAUGUUGGACUGCUGCACUGUUUUGCUAGCAAAAACAUAAAAAAAUGUAUUUAUGUUUAAUUGAAAAAGGGUACAUUUCAGCUUGUUAGUUUUCCAAGAAAAAAGUCUGCAUUUUGUGAUAGCCAUGGAGUCCUUGGCAUCACAGCGCAAAAAAUACCUUUGACAUGACUCAUAAACCAUUUAAAGCUGCAAUCUUACAGAUUGAACAUUUUGACAACUUUUUCAUUUUUUUGUCUUGGAAUGUGCCAAUUUUUGCGAUAAUUUUCAUGGAAACCAGUUAUAUAAGACUGCUGACAUAAACUGAGAUCGCAGAUUUUUAUAUUUAAGUUCAAAAAUUGAUGUUUUAUGCAUUUUUCCUAAACCGUUAGUAAUAGUUUAAGCCAUAAAACAUUAAUUUUCGAAAGGAAAUAUGAAAAUCUGCAAUCUAAUCUUUUGUCAGCGAUCUUUUAUCAUUGGUUUGCAGAUAUUUACACAAAAAUUUGCUCUUUCCAAGACAAUAAAUAAAGAAGUUGUAAAAAUGGUAAAUCUGUGAGAGUGCAGCUUUAAGAUGAAAGUUUACAUGUUUCCAGAUAGAACUGAAAGCUAUUUUUUCUACUUGUAAGGCCCAUAUAAAUUAAUUGCUAGUUUUUCGUCCAUUUUUUUUUAAAUGGGGGCAGGCGGUGACAUUGUAUUUUGUUUUCUUAGAUGACUGUUUCACCGUUGAGUAUGUGUUCAUGCUCUUUCUUAUUGCAUUAGGGACUUUAUACAUGUGUUUUAGAUGAACCACGAACACUAUCUUAAAACAUCGAAACCAUAUGAUAGGUAUGAAUAAAGUUUAACGCCGUUUCCAUACAGUACCGGACCGAUACGUAAAUACAGACCCUAGUUCAACAUAUUUAUUUGAAUCAAUAACAUUUAAGGGGCGGCAGAAAAGAGAGGGGUCGGGGAUGUAAAAAUCUAGCAAUUAAUUUAUAGUCGCCUUUUUUACUCAAUUCAAACAGACAUGUUUUGGCGUUCCCUCCCCUGCACUCUUUGUACUUUUGUAUGACUGAAAAAUCAUGUUUUAAAUACUGAAUGCUGGUAGCUAUUUUGUUAUGAUUAUGUACAUACAUGUGGCCACAUAAAGGCAAGUGCUCAAUAUAUAUUUGUUUUUCGGUUUUAAUAUGUUUUUCAAAGUAUGUGUAUUGUGCAAUUCAUAGAAUGUGAAUAAAAAUGUAAAAAUGAA
Messenger RNA from Mya arenaria, 7557 nucleotides. Its product is annotated as transcription initiation factor TFIID subunit 3-like. Gene Ontology annotation, molecular function: DNA binding; protein heterodimerization activity. Bases 79 to 4314 code for a protein of 1411 amino acids. Gene Ontology annotation, cellular component: transcription factor TFIID complex. The transcript is spliced from 12 exons. The record is from RefSeq and is a predicted model, not a curated record. Lineage: Eukaryota; Metazoa; Mollusca; Bivalvia; Myida; Myidae.